Messenger RNA from Echinostoma caproni, 993 nucleotides. The record is from the annotation of a GenBank genome assembly. NCBI's taxonomy places the organism in Eukaryota, Metazoa, Platyhelminthes, Trematoda, Plagiorchiida, Echinostomatidae.
UCGGUUUGUACUUGUGUUUAUAGGAAAUCGUGGUCAGUGAGGCAUAUGAAUCCUUGUCUGCUAGUGAGUAGCUCUAAAGAAUUAUUUAUAAUUUCGGAUUUCUAUCUGGGUCUGGAACACAGCCUGGUGCUGACCGACACAUCUCAGGUAUACGUAUUUGGUGCAAACAUUUGGGGACAAUUGGGAUUGGGGUAUCGAUCGGAAGAGCCGGUUUCUGUACCUCACCAACUGUUGUGCCUUUCGGGCCUACCGAUCCGAUGUAUUGCUGCCGGUGGUCAUCAUUCCGUGGUCUUGACCAUGAGCGGUAGCCUAUUCACCUGGGGUGCAAAUAAGCAUGGACAACUAGGUCUUGGCCCGGUGGAAACGGUUGGUCCGACAACAAACGAGCACUACGGCGGCCGAUCCUCGAUUGAGGGAGCACAGAAACAUUUGUUAUGGGUACGACUGUUAUGCCUAACGUCAACCGGGUUUUUGUUGGAGGAUGCACCUCUAGCGUUUACACAACCAAAUAUGACUUACCAAGUUGUAAGGCCUUUUCGCGGUGACGUAAUUGCAUUUAAACCGCCAUCGAAUCAAAAAUAUAAUCUCAUCCGUCCGGUUUGCCGAAACUGUUUUACACACAUGGAUGAAACUGCGAUCCACCGUUCCGCCUACCAAACGGUUCCCUGCGUGUGGCCGCUGCACACACAAGCAACUUCAUGUAGCUACGAGCAGGCGACUGCAAAUAAGGCGCGCUGCGGUAAGCGACCGUCGGACAUACGCAAAACAUGUCCUAACCAACGGAGCCCACUGAGCUGGAUUCGAUGCGCUAGCGAGUUCUUGGUCGAUGCAUUCCCAAACACCCGACGACUUACUUUUAAGUUACUAACCCGCUCACUCCAUCCCACUUGGGCCAGACUACGUAAGUAUCGAUUGUCGAAAACCACUAGGAGACGGAUGUUUUCUACCGCAAAUUCAAGGUCUCACAGCCGUAAAGCAGAACUGAUCGUAUAA